AUGCUUUCCCAUUAUAUCAGUGAGUCUCUUAGCAAUGAUCCAAUUGCAAAACGCCUCCUGUUUACCUCCACGUGCAAGAAUUCCGAAGCCCAGCUUGCUACGGACGAAUAUGAAAUAGAAGAAGACAGUGGAGGUCUGGAUGACGAUGAUGAUGAUGACGAUGAAUUCGCCACAGGUAAAAUUGACAACUCUGAGGAAUACUUCUAUUCAUUAACUUCCUACUCAUCUCCACUUCGGCUGCUACAACUAGCGGGUGAAACUUCACUUCCUAUAGGCGGGUUUGAAGUUGGUCAAGAAGUAAUCUCUUCUUCGAUUAAGCUGAACAACAAAAUCACUGGCUCGGACUCAAUUAAUCCGGCCCAUGGCGGCUGCCACAUCAGCUUUAAUCCGGGCAUUGGCUCCCACUAUCGCGAGUUGAUCGACCAAGAAGUCGCCAGCAGUCGGUUGCAUGCUUCGACAUCGAUCCUUCUUCAUACUAUUGUCGACUCCAAUGACGCACUGGCUCCGAAAGACAGUGAUAGUACAAACUCAAAGGCCAAAGUUGACCUGGAAUUUAUUAAUCUCAAGGCCAAAGCGGAGGAGCAGACAAAUCAGUUGAACUCGAGCGACUGGGACUACGUGGACAGUUUAGACAUACCAGAUCGACUUUCUUCGCUGGCCUCCAGUGAUAUCAACGCUGGCAGGAUCGCUUCUGUUACCCCGCUGACCCAUGCCAUUCGAACUCUUUUGCAUCACGGAAUCAAUAUGACGAGUACUUUCAGUGACCUGAAUGAUCGGCUUCCAAGUUUAACUACAGUUGGAUGCGAUCAAACUGCUGGAACCGCAACCGUUCAGGACUCAAGGCUCCUACCAGUCUGGUCCAACUCAUUUUCAGUCGUUUGGAAAACGAUCACUGGGACAAAGCAGACAGACAAGCAUCCGGACCUGGGCCAGUCCUGA
This is a messenger RNA of Protopolystoma xenopodis, 939 nucleotides long. NCBI's taxonomy places the organism in Eukaryota, Metazoa, Platyhelminthes, Monogenea, Polystomatidea, Polystomatidae. The record is from the annotation of a GenBank genome assembly.